Molecule: messenger RNA, 1058 nt
Organism: Pseudogymnoascus destructans
Lineage: Eukaryota; Fungi; Ascomycota; Leotiomycetes; Thelebolales; Thelebolaceae
Exons: 1
Coding region: 126-1058 (310 amino acids)
Molecular function (GO): nucleic acid binding
Source: RefSeq, a predicted model, not a curated record
CCCCAAGAGCCACUCCAACCCUCAUCACCCCCUCCUCCCAUCCAUCACCUCAAUCGCACCCAAACCCCCCAAAACCCCAGCCAACAGCCAGCCCUCUCGCGAUCAAUCGCCACCCACCCUUAACCAUGGCAAUCUACAGUUCUGUCCCCCCCCCGAACCAACAAGCCUCCGUCGACAUCGAAACCUGGACCCUGCACGCCCUCCAACACCUCGACAUCACACCCCUCCAGAUCCCGCUCCACGACGACCCCGCCGACAUCACCACCACUUCCGCUCCUGCCCCGAAACCUCGGGCCACAACAACCACAGCAUCGAAACCCAAGCCCGCGCCCUCCAAACGCCGGGAACUCGCCGAGAAAGGGAAGGAGGGAAGUCGUCGCCGUAAACGCUGGGAAAACGACCGCCUCAUCGGCGUCCCUGGUGUUGUCGCCCCUUCAUCCCGCGAUUGGGAAGUCCAUAGCUCCAGCCCCGUGCGUCGAGUGCCGUACUACCUCGCCCCCCUCUGGGAAGGGGUUUCCGAAUCGCGCCGCUCCGAGAACGUCGAUAAAGAAGAGGAGAGGGGCCGCGUGCCGAGCGAACUCCGCGAGCGCAUCCGUCGCGGCAAAGUCGAGGGCGAAAUGCUGCGCCACCUAGAGUGCGAAGUCCGCCGCUUCGUAGUAGAAUGGGAAGUUGGAGCCCGCCCCCCCUCCUCCUCGCGCGCCGCAGGCGCAGAGAGCAGCGACGAGGAAGUCGUAUUCGUCGGCCGUGACCUGUCCGCGCGCACGAUGAGGGAGAGGGAGGAGGAGCGCAGGGCAAAGAUCGAGAGGGAGAGAGAGAGGGAGAGGUGUGUGUUUGAGGCUAGGGUGGGCGACAGGGGGGGGGCGCUGGGGAGGUAUUUGGUGCAUGCGUUGGCGGGAUAUUAUGGAUUGAGGAGCUGGAGUGUUACGGUGGGGGGGGGAGGAGGGCGGUGGUGGGGAUUAGGGGGGUGGGCGGGGAGAUGCCGGGGCCGUUGUAUGCGAUGGUUUAGAGUGUUGACCGGUGGUGAAGAGUGUAUAGAUGAUGAGAUUGUUAGGCUUUGA